Molecule: messenger RNA, 315 nt
Organism: Schistocerca americana (American grasshopper)
Lineage: Eukaryota; Metazoa; Arthropoda; Insecta; Orthoptera; Acrididae
Product: trypsin Blo t 3-like
Exons: 2
Coding region: 1-315 (104 amino acids)
Biological process (GO): proteolysis
Molecular function (GO): serine-type endopeptidase activity
Source: RefSeq, a predicted model, not a curated record
AUGAGGAAAAUAUCUGAUACAAACAAUACACCUGUGUCGGACGGAGACAUGACAGGUAGAAAGGUGUCUGGAUCUCUACUGGGUACGAACGCACGAGCAGUGACCCUCGCCAGUGACAACUACGACCCACCAGGUGGCCUCGCCGUGGCGGUGACUGGCUGGGGAGCCACGUACACCGAUGGACCGUCCGCCAGUAGUCUGCUCAAGGUGGACAUCAGCAUCUUGGACCGCAACAUCUGCAAAAACAUCUUCGCCAAAAUCAACACUGUGACCGACCGCAUGGUGUGCGCCGGCCAGGCCUGCAAGAGUGUCUGA